Molecule: messenger RNA, 645 nt
Organism: Parascedosporium putredinis
Lineage: Eukaryota; Fungi; Ascomycota; Sordariomycetes; Microascales; Microascaceae
Source: the annotation of a GenBank genome assembly
AUGACCUGGCCUAUCCUAGAUGCCUUGAUUAUCGGCGGUGGCCCAGCGGGGCUAGCAGUUGCUACAGGGCUAGCUCGCCAACUUUAUAAAGCCGUCAUCUUCGACAAUAGGCUUUACCGAAACUCGAAAGCGGAUCAUAUGCAUAAUGUCCUAGGCUGGGACCAUCAAAACCCCGCAGCUUUGCGAGCUAAGGCACGCGAGGACCUCCUCGGACGCUAUGAUACGAUCAAGGUAGAGAGUGCUACUAUUCGGGAGAUCCGAAGCAUGACAGAUGGCACCUUCCAAGGCGUUGAUGACCUAGGCCGAAUAUGGGCUGGGAGAAAGGUAGUUUUAGCUACCGGCGUCCAAGACAUUUUCCCUGAUAUCCCAGGCUUCGAGGCAUGCUGGGGCCGAGGCAUGUCGGCAAACCCGGAGCUUAGCAUUCACAUCUCGUGGAUGGCCCGUCGGUUUGCGGAUACAGUAGUCUUUUACACUAACGGCUCCUUAGAGACGGCUAAUCAGCUUAAGCUUGCCCUUGAAAAAGAUAAAGACGCAGGAUCAGGCAGGAUCAAGGUUGAGUCUAGAAAAGUCCGCGAUUUGCAGAUGGGCAUCAGGUUUGCCUCGGAAGUCGUCGUUACGUUUGAAGAUGGGACACGACUGAUCUAG